This is a messenger RNA of Stegostoma tigrinum, 754 nucleotides long. RefSeq lists its product as uncharacterized. The transcript has 4 exons. The record is from RefSeq and is a predicted model, not a curated record. Lineage: Eukaryota; Metazoa; Chordata; Chondrichthyes; Orectolobiformes; Stegostomatidae. The coding region runs from base 73 to 675 and encodes 200 amino acids.
CAAUCUGCAGAUCUACCUGAAGGUGCUGAGAGUCAGUCAGUGUGUUCAACAGUGAUCUGAGAGAACGCUGAGAUGCUGAGGAUCCUCUUAACUGUGUUGGUGCUCUUUGGGCAUCAAAUUGCUGCAGAAGAUUUAGAACAAAAGGCGAUCAAUCUCUGUGAUGGGAUAGACUGUCCAGAGCCAGUACAAGUCAUUCAGGACAAGAAUUAUAAAGAGAUGCAAUAUAAACACGUCCAAUGGAUUGAAACAAAGGUUGAUGGAAUGGGUCUGCAGGAAGCAGAGGAGAUCGGAUUGAAAACGCUUCUCAGUUAUGCAGCUUUUCACAAUGCUGAAGAAACAAUUGUUCCUGUCACUGCCCCUUGGGGAAUUAGCGGAUACAUCGAAAAUGGAAUAAUUUUACAGAACCAUGAUGUCUUUGUGAAUGUAGUUCCUCAAGUCAAGAGUUUUCCUGCACCUACAGAUCCAAAGGUUAAAUUUGGAAACAUAUCUGCUGGUUGGUACUUUGUCAGGGCAGUGGAUGGGAAACUGGAGGAUAAACAAUAUGAAGAACAUGUGCUUGAAUUCCUGAAGGACUUGGAAGAGGACAACCAACCCUUUGAGCCAAGAUUUUUUGCUCUUAAUUUCUACAGCAGAAGUGGGCUAAUGGAAAUAGCUUUUGCUAAAACUUCCAAAUGAUUUCUUUUCUGUGACGUUCUGUUACCUUUACAGACGUAUAAAAGUAAAAUGUGCUCAGCUCUGUCUUAAACUACUUUAA